GGAUACAAGGGCAACGGGAAAGGAAGUAUAUUAUGUUUGGAAAUGAUAGAGAAUUCCAAUAACAGAAGUAGUAGCUUCGACGGCAUUUCAAGAAAGAAACGACAGGAAAAAGAGUAACAAGAGCGUCUACAAGGAAACACAAUGGGAGAUGGGACAGUAUGUGUGCUUGUAUGUGGUUCUUGCUGUUUUUUGUUUGUUCCAUUUAUAUUUCAAAGCGUGGGCUUCUUUACACCAAUGUGGGCAUCAAAUGCAACAUGUGACUCGAUUGGGCUUUUGUACAGCUGUUGCGCCGGAAGUGAUAACGAUACCUGUAAAAAUACAAAUGGAGGAGACGAACUGGACGCAAGAGCUUUGGGCUUACAUGCUACGUCGUUUGCAGUUAUGUUUCUUGCAGUGUUUUUCUUGUGUUGUGGAAUAUGCCGCGGUGAUGAUGAUGAUGGUGAAACAGGCUGGUGUACAAUACUUGGAGAAUGCUGCUCUUUAUUAUACCCUGUUGCAGGUUUGUUCAGUUUCAUUGGUUGUAUCAUAGUUGCGACACAAUACUCCACCUCUGAGCUCGGCUAUUCCUUCUAUCUGUGCCUUACAGAUGGUUGUAUGAUAAUCAUCCUAACGAUUAUUGGCUGUAUUGUGGUGUGCAAAUACGGGAAGGAUGAGGACGACUAUCCGACACGGCCAUCUAGCACGGUCUCUCCAUCUGGCGGCUAUGGCGGAUCACAUUCAGGUGGUGGCGCUUCAAGCGUUGUGCCUUACUCCGGAAGUGGAGGGGUUGCCCUAUAUGAACCUCGGCAAGCUCAGGUUCAGUAUGAAGCGCAACAUGCGACCGUGCAUCACGCUGUUGCUGUUCAUGACGAAGAAACUGGAGGAAUCUUUGUCUUCAUGAGGAAAAUCAACUUCACGAGGAUCGUUGCUUCAGUCAAACACAACUAGCUAUGUUUUAAGCAACUAAUAUUCUUUUAUAAUCUCUUGAUACAUUCAAAAAAGUAUUGACACUGUAUUUUAGAGACUUCAAGGAAUUGUUUUAAUUUUUUAUUACUGUUUUUAUAUGCAAUGACACCUGGUGUUAGCUUUCAAAUUUUUGUGCCUUUUAUAUAUUUCAUCAUUUAUGUUUUUAAGGUUUGUUAAAUUUAAUGUACAAUCUCAAGUUUUACUGUAAAUCAUUUUCACAUUCUUAAUUUGCCGUGUUUUGUUUGACUGUUGUGCGAGUAUUACUUGUUAACCUUAGACUACUUGCAUUUAAGUAAAAUUUUCACAUUUGUAGAAACUGAACAUUGUUUAAGGAGGUAGGUUACCUUAAUAUUAGUAUGUACGCAUGUCCAACCGGAAGCUAACGUGACAAUUUACGACGACGUUUACGACAAACUUAAUGUGUUUGUAUAGCCAUUCUUCUGAAAACAAAUCAUGAACCUAUCUCCGAUCUGAUGCUUUAUGGUUUAAUAAUGCAGGAAUAAUGAAUAAACUGCCGCAGAAACGCUCCAAAACAAGGUUGCCUUAAAAUGACGUCAUUGACGUCAUGACGUUACGUGUCAGUUACCGCGCUAAAUUAAUAGCUUUUAUUCUGAAAGUACGUAAUUCUGUGCAUUUUCUUUAUUUGAACUAUUUUCAAACAGCCAUCAUUUGCUGAAAUAUUUUUUAUGAGUCUUUUGCUCUAAAUAAUAAUCCAUAUUUUGCUUCUUUUAUGUAGUUAUAUUGAAAUGUUAUGCGGAAUGUAAGAAAAUGGAUGAUGGUAACCAAUGUUAUUUGGAAUACCACUGGGUGAAAGGUUACUUUCAAAUAAAAGACUAGCAGUUUGAUUUGUAAUACCUAUUUUUCAGUUUCCGUUGAUAAUUCAUUACUUAUAUACUAAAACUAAGCUCUAAAAUUGUUCAAAUUUCAGUAGAAAAUUGUGGUUUCUUGAAUUGAACUGAUGUUACCAUGGAAACGAAGCCCGUGACCUAUAAAUCUAAAGGUAAAAUUCAAAAGCAUUAAUACUGGUCUAUUCAAGGAACACAGUUUCGGCUUUUUAUUUUCAUUUCAACAAUAUCCAUGGGAAUAAUAGCAGCAUGCUGAACGAUUUUUCAAUUAAAAAUGCCAGAUGAAGGUUACUGCUGUAAAUAUUUUAAGCUGUGAAAUUUGUUUUAAAUAAAUGCAAAUAACACGAAAAUAUAACUUACGUUAGAAAUAAUAUGUUUUAAAGCUACAUUAACAAGAAAGGUAAUUUUAUUCAAUAUUUUUGUAAGAAAUUACGAUAAAAAAACAAGAUAUAAGCUAUUUUAAACAUCUCUGUUGCCAUGGUUACUUUAAACUUUAAGAAUAAUAGGGUACCAUGUAAAGUGCUUGGUAUUUUGCUAAUAAUAGUACACAAAUAAUCCAUGUUGGUUAUUAACAGAAUGACACUGAAGCCGUCGAAUUCCCCGUUUUUAUACAUACAUGUAAUUGUUUAAAAAAUGAGAGAAAAUGCGUUACCAUGGAAACACGAGUCCCGCGACAUAUACAUUUUAAGCUUAUAUUAGAAAGCUAACGUGCAUACUAGUAAAUAUAUCAAUUAUGCAGACUUCUAAGGAUAUCAAUGAAACUAAAAUACACUGAAAAGUGUUAAAUAUCCAUAUUUUCCUUCUUCUUUCAAUAUGAAAUAUCUUUGGAGGGUCAUGUUCUUCAAACCUGGAUAAAAAUGAACUUGAAGGGACAGAGAUAAACGAAACUGAGAUUGUAGCAGUUAAAACAUCACAUUACACGAAAUACAAAACAUUGCUGCGGUUCAACUAAUUUGAAUUUACCCUGGUAACAAGGUAUGCUACCUCCUUAAUAGACAAGUGUUUUUAAUUAAUUUUAUUUCUGUCAAACGAAGUGAUUAAUGUGUCGUGCGCAAAUCCCAGGUUCCUAUCUCAAAGGUCAAGGUCACACUUAGAGGUCAAUGGUUAAAUUCAAUAAUGACUUUGUCCGGAGCAUUUCUUCUUCAUGCAUUGAGGGUUUUUGAUGUACCUUGGCACAAAUGUUCACCACCAUGAGGCGGAGUGCCAUGGGCAAGGACCAAGUCUCUAGGUCUAAGGUCAAGGUCACACUUGCACACAAAGGUCAGAUGCAAAAAUGUUUUUGUUCGGAGCAUUUCGUUUUCGUGCAUGGACGGAUUUUGAUGUAACUUGGCACAAUUGUUCACCAUCGUGAGACGGAGUGUCAUGCGCAAGAACCUAGAAUUACUUCCCUUUGUUGUUACUAUAAAAAGCUUAUAUUGUAACUUUUUAUCUCUGGUCGUAGGGAAAAAUCAAGACCACUUUUCUGUAGUACAACAUGCAUGUUACAUCCAAUUUUAGGUGUAUUUUGACCUAUCUCUACUGGUAAGGAUUUUGUGUAGACUUUUUUAAAGAUUUACUUCCCUUUGUUGUUAUUAUAAAUAACUUAUAUUGUAACUUAUAUUGAAACUUUUUGUGAUCAUUUUUUUUAUUUGGCAUAAAUGUUUACCUCAGUGAGACAUGAGUCAUGUGCAACUCCUACUCGAUCCUUUUGACAGCUGGCAGGCUCGACAUGUUGCCCUUAGGCAUCUAGUUUAGAAAUCCUGUCCAAUAAUACCGUUUAUUAUAUACCUAUAUAAAUUCUGUAAAAAAAUCGGCUUGUAUUUCACAAUCAAAUAUGGACAGACAGACAAAAAUUCCGUAUUGUACCUUUAAAUUCCGUAUUGUACCUUCCGUAUUGUAUGCUGCCGGACUAUUUUCAUUAAUAUGCAUGACCUGACAAAAUUCUAUAAAUAGCACACAUAAAAACUUCACUAAGUUCCAUUUAAUAUCGAUAAACAUUGAAGAUUUCGUUCAAGAACAAAACAAGAAUUAAAAUAGUAAAGGUAUAUAAUAAAAGGGUCAUUAUAACAGUAGCUGGAUCUGGGACUUUGUAUUCGGCUCUCGUGGAUUUUGCAAAGGCGGAUCACACUCGGCGCUUGCACGCCUCGUGAGAUCCGAUCUUGCAAAAUCCACGAGAGCUGAUUACUGCUUCCCAGAUCAAGCUUCUGUUAUAAUGACCCUAUUAUAUUGAGCAUCUCUAGUAAAUCAAGCAAUCCAGCUUAAUUGCCUGAGUACCCAUCGACAUAAUUUUAAAGGUUUCCGAAGCAAAAUGAAAACGCGUAUGAAAAUUCAUUUCGCACGCACAUCAGAGUACAUGGUUUUAUUUGAACCCUAUUUUGUACAAAUGUUCCUUUGGAACUUUGUCCGAUUAUCAUGUAUUCGUAAAAUGAUUAAUCAAAUAAAUGCGAUUUGUUUUUUGCGCCUUUAUAA
This is a messenger RNA of Mercenaria mercenaria, 4238 nucleotides long. RefSeq lists its product as uncharacterized. The transcript has 4 exons. NCBI's taxonomy places the organism in Eukaryota, Metazoa, Mollusca, Bivalvia, Venerida, Veneridae. The record is from RefSeq and is a predicted model, not a curated record. Bases 142 to 927 code for a protein of 261 amino acids.